AUGAGAGUCUUGCUUUCCAUUCUUGCAAUCCUUGUCUUGUUGCCCAAAGUUCCUACAGCCAGAAGCUUACUUUCUAAUGCUGGCUGUCCAGGUCACUACCAUUGCAGAAUGAAGUGCAAUGCUGAUGAAUACGCAGUUAGAUACUGUGCUGACUGGACCAUCUGCUGCAAGGCAAAGAAGAAGGAAAUUAAGAAAAAAAAGAAGUGGUGA
Molecule: messenger RNA, 210 nt
Organism: Cynocephalus volans (Philippine flying lemur)
Lineage: Eukaryota; Metazoa; Chordata; Mammalia; Dermoptera; Cynocephalidae
Product: beta-defensin 43-like
Exons: 2
Coding region: 1-210 (69 amino acids)
Biological process (GO): innate immune response
Cellular component (GO): extracellular region
Source: RefSeq, a predicted model, not a curated record